This is a messenger RNA of Corticium candelabrum, 3641 nucleotides long. RefSeq names its product ribosome quality control complex subunit NEMF-like. Lineage: Eukaryota; Metazoa; Porifera; Homoscleromorpha; Homosclerophorida; Plakinidae. Gene Ontology annotation, cellular component: RQC complex. Gene Ontology annotation, molecular function: tRNA binding; ribosomal large subunit binding. The record is from RefSeq and is a predicted model, not a curated record. Gene Ontology annotation, biological process: rescue of stalled cytosolic ribosome; ribosome-associated ubiquitin-dependent protein catabolic process. The transcript is spliced from 32 exons. Bases 8 to 3403 code for a protein of 1131 amino acids.
CUCGAACAUGAAGGGCCGCUUUACCACUCUGGACGUUCGAUCUGUCAUUCCUGACAUCAGACAGCGAUGUGUUGGUCAACGUGUGAUGAAUGUGUAUGAUAUUGAUUCGAAGACGUAUCUCAUUAGAAUGGUGAAACCAGAUGAGAGGCUUGUUCUUCUCAUUGAGUCAGGUAUCCGCAUCCACACAACGGAGUUUGAAUGGCCGAAAAAUGCCUUUCCAUCCAACUUUGCAAUGAAGUUAAGGAAACAUCUUCGCUCAAGACGACUUGUGAAGGUCGAACAGUUGGGCAUCGAUCGUAUCAUUGACUUACAGUUUGGAUCGAAUGAGGCCGCAUAUCACUUGAUAAUCGAACUAUAUGACAGAGGUAAUAUUGCGUUGACUGAUUUUGAAUACACGAUUUUGAAUUUGUUGAGAGUGAGGACGGAUGCUGAUCAGGAUGUGAGGUUUGCUGUACGUGAGAGGUAUCCGAUUGAGGCAGCACAGCAACCGGACCUGCUUAUUUCAGAGGCCAGACUUCUCCAACUGUUAACCAACAGUAAAGAUGGCGACUCUGUCAAACGUCUUCUCAACCCUCACUUUAUUUAUGGUCCUACACUUAUUGAGCAUUCACUCUUACAAGCUGGUUUUCCUGCUGAUGCAAAAGUAGGGAAACAUGUUGAUGUGACUGCAGAUAUUCGUCGUAUUUUAUCUGCUUUGUCACAAGCGGAAAAGUUCAUUCAAGAGGCUGGGACACGAAUUAUGAAGGGUUAUGUGGUGCAGAAACAACAAAUUAAAGCACAAAUAGGCGAAACAACAGACACAACAGAAAUUCUCAUAUACGAGGAGUUUCAUCCGAUGUUGUUUUCUCAGCAUGAAGCGAAGCCUCAUAUUGAAUUUGAGACGUUUAAUCAGGCGGUGGAUAAUUUCUUUUCUGAGAUUGGAGGUCAGAAGCUUGACAUGAAACAACUGCAGCAGGAGAAGUCUGCCAUAAAAAGACUAGACAACAUAAGGAAAGACCACGAGAAGAGAUUGACUGACUUAAGAGAGGCACAAAAUACAGAUGCUUACAGAGGUCAACUAAUUGAGUCCAACAUUGAGUUGGUUGAUCGGGCAAUUCUCUCUCUACGUAAUCUCGUAGCCAACGCUGUUGACUGGGCUGAAAUGGGGCAAGUGAUUAAAGAGGCAAAGAGUCAAGGAGACGAGGUUGCCUUGGCAAUCCAAAAGUUGAAAUUGGAAAUGAAUAAAUUUACGAUGCUCUUGACUGUGCCUCUUGGUGGUGAGUCAGACAGUGAUGAUGUGGAUACUGUGGAUGGUGUAGAGGUGGAGCGUAAAAAGUCGAAGAAAACGGUGCAAGGGGUGGUUGUUGAGAUUGACUUGGGUUUGUCGGCUUAUGCCAAUGCUCGAUGUUUUUAUGAUCAGAAGAAAUAUGCAGCAAAGAAGGAGCAGAAGACGUUGGAGGCGUCUGGGAAGGCAAUGAAAGCUGCCGAGAAGAAGACACGGCAAACACUAAAGGAAGUGGCAGUGACAGCAAGCAUACACAAAGCACGGAAAGUAUUUUGGUUUGAGAAAUUCUUAUGGUUCAUUACAUCAGAAAACUACCUUGUUAUUGGUGGUCGUGACUCUCAACAAAAUGAAUUGAUUGUGAAACGACACCUUAGAGCAGGAGACAUUUACGUUCACGCAGAUCUACACGGAGCCACAUCUUGUAUUAUCAAAAAUCCAUCAGGUGUGCCGGUUCCUUUGAAGAGUUUGCAGGAGGCCGGCUGCAUGGCGAUUUGCAACAGUGCUGCAUGGGAUGCUCGCAUUGUUACGAGUGCAUGGUGGGUAUAUCAUGACCAAGUUUCAAAAGUUGCUCCGACUGGUGAAUACCUGACAACGGGAGCAUUUAUGGUUCGAGGAAAAAAGAAUUUUCUUCCACCAACACAAUUGGUUGUUGGCUUUGGCUUCUUGUUUAGGGUUGAUGACAGUUGUAUUGACAAACAUCUCGACGAGCGACGCUCGAAGAUAGUUGAUGCAAGUGAGCAACAAGAAUAUUUGAAUAAUCAGGCAGAUGAGGGACUCACACAAGAAAACGAUGAAGAAGAGCAGAUUGACUUGAGUGACGAGUCGGACACGGAAAGUCAACUGACUGCUGCAUCACUAGACAUCCAGCUGUCAACCGACCCUCAUUUUCCAGAUACGAGUAUAGACUUGCAGUAUGUUAAAGGGGAAACGUUUCAACUGCAACGAGGAAUCAGCACUCUCAGCACAGCGAGUGCUUCCAGCAGCAACCAGCUGAUGCCUGAGUUUGAUGCUGUAGACGCAGACGUGGACGUUGGCGGUGAAGAUGGUUUGGCUGCAGCAGAAGAUCCAACAAACAGUGACAUACAAAUACAUCAGACAAAACCAAGACUGUCAGCUAAACAACGCAGAGAAUUAAAGAAACAAAAAGAUAAAACUGAAGAUGAACAGUCAACCUCCUUGCCAGACCAUCUUCCUGACCUUUCAUCAGCAGCAGUUAAGAGCACCAAGAACGAGUCGUCUCCACCAGUUUCUCUCCUUUCUAAACGAGGCCAGAAGGUCAACAGUCCGACAUCAUUAUGUGUGAUGCAGUGCAUGCAGCUUGUCUCUCGUUUGCAGCACAAACUAAAGAAAAUGAAGGAAAAGUACAAAGACCAAGAUGAAGAGGAACGACUGAUGAGAAUGGAAAUUCUCGCUUCAGCUGGUGCGGCUAAGGAGGUUAAGACAAAGAAGGGAAAGAAAGCAAAGCAGCAAGAAAGUAGACAAAUGCAGAAGCAGCAACAGAGGCAAAUUGUAGGCAAACAGGUGAAUGAAGCUGCAGUGCAAGCAUCACAUGAGGUGGGAGGAGAUACGACGGAUGGAAGAGAUGGACGUGAACCAUUUAUGUCAGAAGGAAUGGUUGAUAUAACAACUGCUGAGCAUCAGCAAGAAAAUGCGACAUCAACAGUUGACACUCAGUCAGACAUUGUUGCUCUCAGUGAACACGACCAACAACAGGACGAGUCACCAGCAGAUCACGAUACUCUACCAACUACUCACGAACACGUCUUGGUAAAACAAGAAGUUGAAGAUGAAAUCGAUGACGAAAACGAGCAACAAGAAGCAGCAGAUAAGGAUGGUAUGGACUACUUGAACUCGUUGACAGGCUGUCCACUUGAGGACGACAUCUUGCUGUUUGCGAUUCCUGUCUGUGCUCCAUACUCGGUCCUCACCAACUACAAAUACAAAGUAAAGCUCACUCCUGGGCCAGGAAAACGUGGCAAAGCUGCUCGUACUGCUUUGCACACAUUUAUUCAGGACAAGACUUCACUGCCAAGAGAGAGGGAUUUACUAAGGAGCUUGAAGCAAGUUGAUUUGUCACGCAACAUUCCUGGUAAGGUGAAACUGUCGGCACCAAAUCUACAGAAACAGAAGAAACGGUGAUACGAUGAUGUUGCUGAUUCGAGGAAUUCUGAUGGAUCGAAAUGUAUGCAGUCAUCAAACUCAAACUCACUUGUAAUAUUGUAGCAUGUGCAGAGAUGUAUGACACUGGUAGUUCACUAGCUACUGAUUCUAAAGAGUUCGAAUUGUAUAACUUUGGAUGGGAAGCUGCAGUACACUGUACAACUGCAUGCGAAUUACUUGUUGAUAUAAAAAUGGCCAAAAUUAAAAUCGAAGAAAA